CAAAAAUUUAAAUAAUUUUUGUUGUUAUUAAUGCAUAAAUAUUAAUAUUUGUUCCUAAAAAUGACCGAAUUUUUAGCAGAAAAUAAUGCCUGUGGUCAAAACCUCUUGCGCAUUGUUUCUAUGGGUAAUUCCAUAAUAGCGGAAAUUUUACGUUUAAAAGAUUAUAUACCAGAUAUUUUUCGAUUGGAAACUAAAGCCGAUCAGCAAAAAUAUGGAGAAGUUGUAAUGGACUUUAGUUAUCUUAAAAUUGCCGAAGCUCAAGAUUUGAAAAUUGAACAAAAUCCUGAGUUGCAGGAUUUAGACGAUGAAUUGCGUGAAAAUUAUUUGGAUUUAUUGACUCGUUUCUAUUUGGCCUUCGAGAGUACACAUCAAUAUGCUUCGGAUUUGCAACAGUUUAUCGAUGAACUAAAUCGUGGGUAUUAUAUACAGCAAACAUUGGAAACAGUAUUGCAGGAUGAGGAGGGCAAGCAGUUGAUGUGUGAAUCCCUAUACAUAUUCGGUGUAAUAUUGCUCAUUGUGGAUUUUCACAUACCAGGCAUUAUUCGAGAACGUCUUUUAAUGUCUUACUAUCGUUACAGUGGCUCUAAAUCUCAUAGCGAUAGUAAUAUAGAUGAUGUGUGUAUGCUCUUACGCUCUACGGGUUUUAUAGCUCAUAAAGCCACAGGUCUGCACUCCAUGAAAUCCUCAAAAGAUGCCGUUACAAAUUAUCCAGAAUCGUAUUUCUCACGUUUUAAAUUUGAGCAAAAUUUCAUAGAUAUGGUUAUUGGACGUCUAAGAUGUGAUGAUAUUUACAAUCAGUUAAGUAUUUAUCCACAUCCAGAUCAUCGUUCUACGGCCUUGUCCACACAGGCCGCCAUGCUGUAUGUUUGUCUGUAUUUUUCACCGAAAAUUCUGCACUCCCAGAUAGCACAAAUGCGUGAAAUUGUUGAUAAAUUUUUCUCCGACAACUGGAUUAUAUAUAUUUAUAUGGGUAUAACGGUCAAUUUGGUUGAUGCCUGGGAUCAGUUUAAGGCCGCUAAGGCAGCCUUGUUGCCCGUGGUAGAAACAGAUGCCAUAAAAGGAUUUUGUUUGUUGCACAGAGAGAAAAUGGAAAAGAUCUUGAAGCAUUCCCAGGAGAUCUUAAGAGAUGGCGUACUAACAGACUAUUUUGUUUUACAAAAUAUUACCAAGAUUAUAAAUCUUAUACGCCAGUGCAAUGUAUCGCUACGUUGGUAUUUUACUCAUGCUUCACCAAUAAUUUAUGAGAUUUGCAGAGGCGCUGCUACACAAAAAGUUGAGCAAAUUGUGAAAUUGGUGCGCUCCGAAUUACACUAUAGUGAAAGUGAUUUAUUUGAACUGCUGUUGAAUUGUUCGCAACUGGAGCUGGUUGUCAAGGAAAUUUUACGUACUCUAAUGCAGGAGAAGCCUCAAAGAUGGAGUGAUUUCAAAAAAGAAGCUUUAGAUCGUGUUAAUGAAUUGAGUGAAGCAUUUUCUGGUUCACGUCCACUAUCGAAAAUCGAAAGUAAUCCCCAAUUGAAGUUAUGGUUUGCGGAAAUUUCCCAGGAAAUAACCAAGUUGAAUUGUGAAAAUGUUAAUUUAUCGGGACGUACUUUAAUACAGCUCAUACAGGCUUUGGAGGAGGUGCAAGAGUUUCAUAAUCUACAAUCAAAUAUGCAAGUUAAACAGUAUUUAAUGGAGACAAGAGAAUAUUUAACCAGAAUGAUACAGAUAAUCAAUGUAAAAGAAAAUAUUCUCAUAAAUAUACAAUUAAUAAGUGAUCUUAGUUAUGCCUGGCAUUUAAUAGAUCGCGAUUUUACCUCUAUAAUGCAGGAUUCCAUUAAAAAACAACCAAAAUCCGUAAUACGUUUAAGAGCAGCAUUCCUAAAACUGGCCAGUGCCUUGGAAAUUCCCUUAAUGCGAAUAAAUCUAGCAAAAUCGGAAGAUCUUAUCUCUGUUUCCAACUACUACAGUUCCGAGUUGGCCAACUAUAUGCGCAAGGUAUUGCAAAUAAUACCCGAAACCAUGUUUAAUCUUAUGGCCAGAAUUAUACAAUUACAAACAGAUGUUUUAAAGGAGAUUCCCACACGUUUGGAAAAGGAUAAACUUAAAGAAUAUGCCCAAUUUGAAGAUCGCUAUACAGUGGCUAAACUAACCCACUCUAUAUCAGUAUUCACCGAGGGCAUUCUAAUGAUGGAGAAGACUUUGGUGGGCGUUAUAGAACUAGAUCCCAAACAAUUGCUAGAAGAUGGCAUACGCAAGGAAUUGGUUAAACAUUUAGCCAAUGCUCUUAAUGUUGGUCUAAUCUUUACACCCAAUGUUAAACAGAAGAAUGCCACGAUAGAAUUGGAGACCAAAUUAGCGCAAUUAGCAAAAACCAUGGAUGGCUAUCGUAGAUCCUUUGAAUAUAUACAAGACUACAUCAAUGUGCACGGUUUAAAGAUAUUGCAACAAGAAUUGACACGCGUCAUUAACUAUAAUGUAGAAAAAGAGUGCAAUGCAUUUCUGCGCAAUAAAAUACAGGAUUGGCAAUCACAAUACCAAUCAACCACCAUACCCAUACCAACAUUCCCUCCCUUGCAAGGUGAUUGCUCGAAAUCAAAUAAUUUCAUAGGUCGCUUAGCCUAUGAAAUACUGCAAUGCACCGAUCACCAAAAUACUAUAUACUUGGACCUAAAAGCUGCCUGGUAUGACAAAAAAUCUCCGCAUAAGGAAGUUUUAGAUUCACGUUUUUUCUAUAAAGUACGUGAAGCCAUAGGUCCAGCGGGUCUUGUAGGCUUAGAUCGUCUAUACACCUAUAUGUUUGCGGCCGAUUUAAAAAAGAAUUUAGACAAAUUACAGCGUAAUAUAGACAAUGACAAAAUGUGGUCGUCGGCUUUGGCCAAUCUUACAACGGAUCUAGAAUCAAAACAAUUUGUGGUAUUAAAUGCGGCAAAUCCCUUGAAAUUUUAUGCCGCCUAUCAUCAGCGUUGGCUUAAGGUGUGGCCCACAAUGAUGGAAUGGAUUUUGGAGUUGGGUCAUAAGCAGAUUUUAAGGCAACAGUUGGCUUUUGAGCUAAAUCGUAGCAGUAAAGUGAAUGCGAAAAAUUUGGAAUCAGCUUUGGAGACAUUUAAUAGAUCUCUAUUAAACGAAUUGGAAAAUCAAGAAACCCAACAAAAAUUCAAAGACAAUAACUUAUUAGUCGAUCUUAAAGACUAUCUAAUGUAUACUGGCUCCUAUGAGCCGCUGGAACAAAUAUUUAUUUUAUGCAAAAACUCUCACAAUGUGGCGCUAUUCUUUUUUCUACUAAUCAUUGCUCACAUAGCCAGACUGCAAUUUUCCCUACAAACCCAAAGUCUUAUAGCCAAGACUAAUAAAGAUCAAAUAGACGGAACUCCUUUAUUAGUGGGAAUCAUCACUAUAUUACAGCAAUAUCACAAGGAUGUUAAAAUAAUGUUUAUAACAUAUCUAUGUCAAUAUGUUAAAAUAAUGGUGGAAUCAAAUUUAAGUGCCAAACAUGAAUUGUGUGCAGAAGCCAUAACCACUCUACAUUUCUUGGAUAUAUUUGUGCGUAAAACCAAACUACCACGUAACGUUUUAAGCGAACGUUUGCCGCUUAUCAUUUUAAAUCAAUAUGAAUAUUUAGGUUUAAGUUUAAAAAGUUAAAUUAUUUUUUUUUUGUUUUUUUUUUAUUUUAAAUAAUAUAUUUAUUAAAUAUAUUCGAUAAUUUUACCAACAAAUGCAUUA
This is a messenger RNA of Calliphora vicina (urban bluebottle blowfly), 3702 nucleotides long. RefSeq names its product WASH complex subunit strump (gene Strump). Bases 61 to 3621 code for a protein of 1186 amino acids. The transcript has 6 exons. The record is from RefSeq and is a predicted model, not a curated record. Gene Ontology annotation, biological process: endosome organization; endosome fission; regulation of actin nucleation. Gene Ontology annotation, cellular component: endosome; WASH complex. NCBI's taxonomy places the organism in Eukaryota, Metazoa, Arthropoda, Insecta, Diptera, Calliphoridae.